Messenger RNA from Betta splendens (Siamese fighting fish), 1070 nucleotides. RefSeq names its product jupiter microtubule associated homolog 1-like. The record is from RefSeq and is a predicted model, not a curated record. Lineage: Eukaryota; Metazoa; Chordata; Actinopteri; Anabantiformes; Osphronemidae. Gene Ontology annotation, cellular component: nucleus. The transcript has 5 exons. The coding region runs from base 161 to 679 and encodes 172 amino acids.
CAGUUCUUCUGCGUUUCCAGUCUCGGGUGGAGUCUCCAUCCAGUCGCAUCUCUGCGGGGCGACGGUGCUGGAAUUCUUUUGAACAACUUUUAUUUUUUGUUUUGCCAGCGUCUGUCCGCUUCCGCCAAGACAUCGAAAUACACCCCGCAAAAAAAGAAAGAUGACGACCACCACCACGUUCCAAGGAAUGGACCCCGGCGCUAAAAGCAGCUCCAGGGUCCUACGGCCGCCGGGUGGGGACUCCAGCUUCACCUUCGGUACAGACGAGAACUCCACCCCGCAGCGCAAGAACAAGAUGGCCUCCAGCAUCUUCGCAGAACCCGAUGACCCGCACGCCCACCGGAGGAACAACCCACCCACCGGGGCAGCGGCCGGGACCCUGUGCGGCGAGCCGUCGGCCCCCCUGAGGCGGGUUCAGCAGCCUCUCCUCUUCCCCAAGAACCCCCAGCCAGAACUGACCACCAUCCACAACUCUGGAGCGGCCAUGGUGUGGAACCAGAGACGAGAGGUUGAGAACGGCCAGGAACAGGCGGCUUACGAGUGUCCUGACGACGUGGACGGGGAGCAGGAGGAGCUCGAGCAGCAGAAGGACGCCCCACAGCCCUCGACCCCGUCGGGAAGCGCCGCCGGCGGCCGGAGAAACCCCCCCGGUGGCAAAUCCAGCCUCAUCCUGGGCUGAGACCAGCUCCUUUUGCUUUUCUUUUGUUUUUUUUUUCAUUGAAACACUUUUUUUAUUUUUGGAAAAUAAGUACCCCACCUCUCUCUCACCGUCUUCUCCCCCCUCGCCCACACGUCGACUCCUGUCCACACACCCCCCUCGUCUUCUGCUUCCACCCUCUAACCUUUUGUUUGAUCCUUUUUUCUAUUAAAAGAAGAAAAACUGUUGAUAAAAGCACUUUAUGUAUCUCUGUCCCCCGUCCCACUUCAUUUCAGCCCAUCCUGUAGUGCAUCGCGCCUGCUGGGAAAGGCAUGACUUUUAGCUUGUCUCUCAUUCUUCCCUGUUGUAAAUGGUAAGAGGAAAAAAAAGAUUUGAUGCGUGGAUUUCUAAAUACAAUAAAGAUUGAUAUGAA